Messenger RNA from Prorocentrum cordatum, 1653 nucleotides. NCBI's taxonomy places the organism in Eukaryota, Dinophyceae, Prorocentrales, Prorocentraceae. The record is from the annotation of a GenBank genome assembly.
AUGGCGGGCGGCGCCCCAGCGCUGCGGCUCCCGCUGGUGCCCAGGCGGGCGCUGCGGCUCGCGCUGCAGGACGCGCUCUCCCCCGAGCUGCUGCUGCACGCCGCCCUCGCCCUCGACCCCGCCCAGGCGUGCCGCCUGGCCUGCGCCUGCCCCCGCCUGGCCGGGGUGCUGCUGCCGCCGCUCGGCGCGCGGCAGGGCUCCGGAGAGGGCCGCGGGGCGGCGGCGGCCAGCGAGUUCCUGUGGCGGGAGCUGGCGCUGGCGCAGCUCCGCCGGCUCGGCCUCGGCGGGGAGCGGCUGGUGGACAUGCUCAACACGGGGCGCCUGCUGGACUCGUUGCGCGGGCAGGCCGGCACGGGGGGCCUGCGGGGGGCCGGAGGCGCCGGGGCGGAGGCAGAGGGCGCCCGCCCGGGCAGCGCGGCCACCAGCCCCGGCGCGACGUGGCCGAGGCUGUGCGCCGCGCUGGCGCUGGCGCGCCGCGGCCUGGUGAUCGACUUCGGCUUCGGGUACACGAAGUUCGGGAGCGCGCAGCCCAGGGGCGACUCGGACGGCGCCCCCGCCUCGCUGCGGCUCUGCUCCUCGCCGUCGCGAAGGGCCGACGCGCCCCGCGAGGCGCAGAUCCAGGAGGUGUUCAACCGGUCCUUGGAGGCGAGCGCGGCCGACGGGACCGUGUUCGUGAGCGAGCCCUUCGACCUCCCCUCCGACUCCGCGGCGGAGGCCUGGCGUCGGGACUUCGUGCAGCCGCAGCUCCCCGAGGGCGUCACCUGCGUAUUCCUGCCCCAGCCCUUGCUCGCCCUGCUGGCCCACGGCAUCGUCGACGACGGCAUCGUGGUGAACAUCGGCCACCGCGAGACCACUGCGGUCCCGUGCCUCGGGGGCCGGAUUCUGCGGGACGCCGCCAGCAGCAACCCACGCUUGGGCUCCGCGCUGCUGACGAAGCUGAUGCUGGUGCUGGUGGGGCGCCGCCAGGGGGUUGACCUGGGCAGCGGUCCCGACGACGAGUGGGACCUGUUGAUGGAGUGCCGCGAGCUCAAGGAGAGGCACUGCUGCGUGGCGCUCGAGGCCCCGCUGCGCGGGCGGCCGCUGUCCCCCGACGCGGUGGAGGAUGUCGGCCCUCAGGAUCAGGCCCCUGUGGAGGUCCCCUUCGCCGGCGCCACCGCGCUGCUGGGGAGUGAGCGCUAUCUGGUCCCAGAGGCGCUCUUCUGGCCGCUGUCCGGCAGCCUGCCGCAGCUGGUGCUCGAGGCCGCGGCGCGGGCCGCGGCCGCGGCGGGGCCGUGCGAGGACCGCGACGCCGUGUGGUCGCGGCUGCUGGGCUCCGUGGUCGUGGUGGGCGGCGCGGCCGAGCUGCCCGGCCUGCGCGCCCGGCUCGCCAAGGAGCUGCGGGAGCGUGUGGCCCAGCGCGGCUUCCAGGAGUCCCGCCAGCUCUCGCGGGCGCCCUGCGUCGAGGUGCGCGUCCCGCUCGAGGAGCUCGCCUGCUCCCCGAAGUCCGCCGUGCUGCGCGGCGGGCAGCUGGCGGCCGUGGCCGCCAUGGCGGCCGGCGACCCCGCCGGCAUGCUGCCGCUUGCCGAUUCGGCCCUGGAAGCCGCCCAAGAGGACGUCACAGCACCAGUGUCUGAGGUCCCGAAGCAGGUGUUCGCGAAGCCCCGCACCACGUGA